GUGUGCUUUGCUCCCAGACCUCAGGGUGAAUGCUGACAAGCAACGAUGGAUGAGAGAACACCGCUUCUUAACAACGGCCCAGCAUCCACAAGCAAUGCCAGACUUUAUCUGGCAGUGUUCUCUGCAGUCCUUGGCAACUUUAACUUUGGGUACUCCUUGGUAUACCCAUCUCCAGUGAUCCCCUACCUCCAAGUCGAGGAAAACCCCAACCUCAGAAUGAACACAACAUACAUUGCCUGGUUUGGGUCUGUGUUCUCACUUGGGGCUGCUGCGGGAGGCCUUGGUGCCAUGCUGCUGAACGACAUGAUAGGACGUAAGAUAAGCAUCAUGAUUUCAGGAGUCCCGUGCUCUGUGGGGUACCUGUUGAUGGCUGCAGCACAGACUAGAUGGAUGCUGUACUUGGGACGCAUACUGACAGGCUUCGCCAGCGGAAUAACAGCUGCCGCCAUCCCUGUUUAUGUGUCAGAAAUUUCCAGUCCACGUGUGAGGGGUGUGUUGGGAUCCUUCGCUCAAGUUUCAGUUGUUGUUGGGUCUCUUUCUCUCUAUGUACUAGGGCUGCUGUUGCCAUGGCGAUGGUUAGCUGUUGCUGGGGAGUUACCAGCUCUUCUCAUGCUUGUGCUGCUGUGCUUCAUGCCCAAAUCCCCUCGGUACCUUAUCAGCAAGGGCAGACAGGAGGAGGCCCUCAAAGCGCUGGAGUGGCUUCGGGGGAGGGAUGCCAAUUUCAUUGCCGAGUUAAAAAAUAUUGAGAAGAGCAUAUCCAGUCAGGGGAACAUCAGCUGGUCAGACCUGGCUAUGCCAUACUACUAUAAACCAAUUGUCAUCUCAGUGAUAAUGUGGCUCCUUCAGCAAAUGACUGGUAUAACCCCCAUCCUGGUUUACCUAGAGCCCAUCUUUCACCGCACCAAAGUCACAUUGGAGCCUAGAUAUGAUGCUGCGCUGGUAGCUCUGGUCCGACUUCUGUCAGUUAUGAUUGCAGCCAGUUUGAUGGACAGGGCUGGCAGGAAGAGGCUUCUCUUCACCUCAGGGUUCCUGAUGUUUCUUGCCUGCCAAGCCCUGACCAUUUACACCCACACCACACCCUGCCCUUCCAUAAAUAUUACACACUCCCAGCUGCACACACCAUUCAGCAUUCUGCAGUCCCACGGGGUUCAGCAAAGUCCACCCUUUGACCCCAUUACUGUCAUCCCCCUGCUCAGCACAAUGGUCAUCAUAUUUGGCUAUGCAAUGGGAUGGGGCCCUAUCACAUGGCUGCUGAUGUCAGAGAUCCUUCCCCUGGGGGCCAGGGGUAAAGCACCCGGUCUGUGUGUUGGUAUUAGCUGGGUCACCGCCUUUAUCUUGACUCAGGUCUUCAUGCACGUGGUGGAAGCUUAUGGCCUGUUUGUGCCUUUUCUGUUUUUUUCUGUGGUGGCUGUGAUCAGUAUUCUCUUUACUGCUUUAUAUGUUCCGGAGACCAAGGGUCGUUCUUUGGAAGAGAUUGAGAACUAUUUUCGAACUGGACGCACUUUCACAAUCAACGACAAUUAAGGUGGUGGAUAUUACAGGGUGUCUUGUCUGGUUUUCAACAGAAUGUAUUACAGUAUAUUCAAAAUGACACUUAAUAUUACACAAAUUGUAUCCCAUACCUUCUUAAUUUUUCCCACAUUCAAGAAUUUGAAAUAGUGGAUACUGUAUUUGUGCAAUAUUUCAGUCUAGGUUAAUUACAGUCCAUCCAUGCAACAAAAUCAUAUGAACUAUUUAAAAAAAAAAAUAUGCAAAAAAAAUAAAAGUAAAUAGAACAAAAAAGACACAAAA
Molecule: messenger RNA, 1791 nt
Organism: Scleropages formosus (Asian bonytongue)
Lineage: Eukaryota; Metazoa; Chordata; Actinopteri; Osteoglossiformes; Osteoglossidae
Product: solute carrier family 2, facilitated glucose transporter member 6-like
Exons: 10
Coding region: 46-1524 (492 amino acids)
Biological process (GO): transmembrane transport
Cellular component (GO): membrane
Molecular function (GO): transmembrane transporter activity
Source: RefSeq, a predicted model, not a curated record